AUGAAGAAUGUGCUUCAAGAAUCUACGUCUCAGUUACGUGCUCAGUUCGAUCCCAAAUCAUUAUGGGUUGGUAAUAGAAACACACCAAUAAAUUUAACCUCAGUGCUCUCGAUAGAAUCAGGAUCAGGCUAUCUUAUGCUCAGCUCUGACUCUUCUGUCAAUGUAGUUUUAUAUAAUAGUUCAAAGGGUUUUAAUAGAACCGUGAGGCUGUUGGAUACGGGGAAUUUUGUACUAAUUGAAGGGGGUGUGACAUUAUGGCAAACUUUUGAUUAUCCGAGUGAUACCCUUUUAUCGGGAAUGAAACUUGGAGUUAAUCAUAAGACUGGCAGCGUCUGGUCGAUGACAUCUUGGUUGAAUGAGAAUGAUCCGUCAGUUGGAGCUUUUACUCUUGAAUGGGAUCCCAAGGGAAGCAGCUUGGUUGUCAGAUUUAGAGGAGAAGUUCGCUGGACUAGUGGAAAGUUGAGGAACAAUGCCUUUGAAAACAUUGUACAUGAUGUCGACUACAAAUACAUGAAUCAUUCAGAUGCUGAAACUGAGGACCUCUUCUCCUUCGUCCUACAAAAUAAAUUUCUUAGUUUCAUUAUGCGACAUAAAAGGGAACAUGAUUCAUAA
Messenger RNA from Daucus carota subsp. sativus, 612 nucleotides. Its product is annotated as G-type lectin S-receptor-like serine/threonine-protein kinase CES101. Bases 1 to 612 code for a protein of 203 amino acids. Lineage: Eukaryota; Viridiplantae; Streptophyta; Magnoliopsida; Apiales; Apiaceae. The record is from RefSeq and is a predicted model, not a curated record. The transcript has 2 exons.